Mycena indigotica is the source of this 996-nucleotide messenger RNA. Its product is annotated as RNase III domain-containing protein. The transcript has 9 exons. The record is from RefSeq and is a predicted model, not a curated record. NCBI's taxonomy places the organism in Eukaryota, Fungi, Basidiomycota, Agaricomycetes, Agaricales, Mycenaceae. The coding region runs from base 1 to 996 and encodes 331 amino acids.
AUGGCCUCCCCAGACGCAAUCCCUGUUGGUUUCUCCUUGGCCUCCCUCAUGGGCCCCGGUUGGUGGGGAUAUGCCCUCAAUUUGACAAUGUUCGGCGCGAGUCUGAUACAAGCACUCAACUACUUCCGCGCCGCGACCAACGACCGGUUAAUUGUCAAGCUUAGUGCAUUAGCAAUGAUUGUCAUGGAUAUCGCUUCAAGCGCCCUUAUUAUGUCGAUUUUCUGGGACGAUCUCAUUUUGCACUACGGUGGUCUUGCCCAGUACUUGGUCACCAACAAGCAAAUUUCUGCGGAGUGUUACAUUUCUGGCUUCAUUGCUUUCUUGGCCCAAAUGUACUUUGUUCACCAGAUCUACUACGUCAAGCCCAACGGUCUGCUCCCGAAGAUUGCACUCGGCGCUAUUGUCGGCCUCGCUUUUAUUGGCUUGACCUUCUCGAUGGGUUGCGCUACGGUCAUGCUCCUCAACCCUACCGCGCCUCACUACAGCCACAAACUCGAGAUUGUAUUCGGCGGUUCGAAAGGCGCCAACGCUCUUUGUGACAUUAUCGCGACGUUCAUGCUUUGCAAGUAUCUCUCGAAUUCUAAAGGCUCGAUCAAAUCGACGGCUGAUCUCCUCGAUGCGCUCACGACGAUUUUCAUGAACCGUGGUGCCGCAGUCAUGAUCAUCCAAGUUUUCACCUUCGUCAUGUUCUUUGCCUUCGAGAACCCCCAGUAUUGGCUUGCUCCUCAUAUGCUCCUCACCAAGCUCUAUGUCAACACUUUCUUCGCCAUUCUCAACUCGCGUGUGUACCUGCGCGAGAAAUACCUCGGCGGGAGCUACACUGUCUCGUCCUUUGGCAUGUCCACUACAGCCAAUUCUGGGGGCCAUGGUACGACUGGGCCCGAGAAGGCGUCGUAUGCCUACCCAGAGCCGAUGGCUUUCGCCCCCAAUCCGAAUGGUGGCAUUGCGAUGACCCGAGAAGUCCACGUCAAAGGGGACGACGCCAGCUCCGUUUAA